This is a messenger RNA of Bursaphelenchus okinawaensis, 6673 nucleotides long. The record is from the annotation of a GenBank genome assembly. Lineage: Eukaryota; Metazoa; Nematoda; Chromadorea; Rhabditida; Aphelenchoididae.
AUGGCACCAUUUCACUGGCAAUCCAAUGUCAAUGUACAGAAUGUGGGGGUGGAGGAUAUGGUUCUACUGCGCUCGUUGAAUGACAAUGCCAUUGUGGACAAUUUGAAAAAACGGUUGGCUGGCAAGGCUAUUUUUGUAAGUUUUUUAAAUUCUCGUUUUGUAAAGAAAGAUUUUGCCGUUUUAUAUCUUGGAAAGAAAGUUAUUGCCAUUUUAUGUUUUGUAAAGAAAGUUCUUGCUAUAUUGUGAUUUGUAAAGAAAGUCAUUGCCAUUUCGAAAUUUUUAAUGAAACUUUAUGCUAUUUUGCUUCUUGUAAAGAAAGUUAUUGCGCAUUUUGUUCAUAAAAAGCAAAUUUUGUGUAGUGCAGCCUGCGGGUGACAAGUUAUACGAUGAAUGCUAUCUGUUUGCUAUUUUAAAGUUCUUGCCAUUUCAUGCCUUGUAAAGAAAGUUCUUGUCAUUUUCAGACAUACAUAGGCCCAGUGUUGAUCUCAGUAAACCCAUUUAAAGAAAUGUCAUAUUUUACCGAAAAGGACAUGGAGCAGUAUCAAGGUGCUACACAGUACGAGAAUCCACCCCACAUCUACGCUCUAGCCGAUAACAUGUACCGUAACAUGAUGAUUGACACAGAAUCCCAAUGUGUUAUCAUUAGUGGAGAAUCUGGAGCUGGAAAGACGGUGGCAGCCAAGUAUAUCAUGACAUAUGUGGCUAGGAUAUCUGGGGGAGGGUCGAGGGUUCAGCAUGUUAAGGAUGUUAUCAUCAAAUCGAAUCCAUUGUUGGAAGCGUUUGGGAAUGCGGCUACGUUGAGAAAUUGGAAUUCAUCGAGGUUUGGCAAAUAUGUGGAGAUUCAGUUUGGGAGAGGUAAGGUUGGAGGGAGUUUUGGAUGUUAUAGUAGGUUCUGAUUAUCAGCAACAUUGAGAAAGGGUAGGGUAAAUUCACGGCUGGGGUAAGAAUAAUGAAAAGCUUGGGAGGGUAGGACUUUGAUAAUGAUAGGGUUGAAGUAAGAUAAGGCAUGGGUAGGGUAACGCCACGGUAGUUAGGGCAGGAUAGGCUCAACGCUAGGGUAAGAAUAUAAAACGGCUAGGGCAGUAAUAGGAUAAGGCAUGGACAUGGUAAGGCUGCUUUAGGGUAGGGUAAGAUAGGUAGGGCACGGUAGGUUCAAGGCUAGGGUAGAAUAGGUAAUGGCGAAGGUAGGCCAAUGACUUUGAUAACAAUAGGUAGCGAUGGGACAAGGCAUGGGUAUGUUAAGGCUAGGCUAAGGUCGGCUAGGCUAAAGUAGGAUAGGGUACAGCAGGCCAGGGAAGGGUAGGAUAGGGUAGAGUAGGGUAGGGUAGGGUAGGGUAGGGUAGGGUAUGGUACGGUACCUCAGAGUUGGGCAGGGUAAUUUUAUUAUUUUAUAUUUAUAUGUUCAGGUGGAGAACCAGUUGGUGGUAAAAUCUCCAACUUCCUGCUUGAAAAGUCCCGAGUCUGCAACCUGGGCAAGGGUGAACGCAACUUCCACAUCUUCUAUCAACUCCUAUCAGGAGCAGAUCAAAAUAUGCGCGAAAACUUGGGGAUCAGUAACCCGGAUUACUAUGGUUAUUUGGCCCAAAGUGGUUGCUACGAAGCUGAAGGUACUGAGGACAGAAAAGACUUUGGAGCUACAUUAGAAGCCAUGGAGACGAUAGGGAUCAGUGAACAAGAUCAACUACAGAUCCUACAGAUUGUAUCUGCUAUAUUACACAUAGGCAACAUUACUUUCGUUGAGGAUGGUAACUAUGCGACGGUUAUGAGCGAUGAAUGUAAGGUUUAUUGUGGUAAAUUAUGGUAUUUUACAGUAAAAAAUUUUAAUUUUGAUGGGUUUUUGAGAGACGAAAAAACUUUCUUUACAAAAAUUUUAAAAAAUUUCAAUGUGGUUUUAAGGAACGAAGAAACUUUCUUUACAAAAAAAAUUUUAUUAUAAAAAUUUUUAGACCUUCAAUUCCCAGCCUAUUUACUAGGCUUAACUACUGACGCCAUCAAGUCUAAAUUGACCAGUCGAAAACUCGAAUCAAGAUGGGGAAAAGACACAGAACAGAUUGAUGUUAACCUCAAUGUAGAACAAGCCAUCUACAAUCGAGAUGCUUGGGUCAAAGGAAUGUACACUAGACUCUUUGAUUAUCUUGGUAAGUUAACAUUACUGUGGCUUAUAUUUACCUUUAUUAGUUAGCUUGACCCUACCCUACCCUGCUCUAUUCUACUUUACUUUACUCUACGCUAACCUUCUCUAGCCUAACCUUAUUCUAGUCUUGCUUUGCUUUAGCCUUACCUUGGACUUACACUAUCCUAGCCUUAGUCUGCCUUACUCUUACUUCAUCUUAGACUGCUAUAUCCUAGUUUUACACUGCCUUAUUUUACCCUACUGUAGUCUCACCUUCUUCUAGUUUUACCGUAGUUUAGUGAUACUCUACCCUAGUUUUUUUUCUAUUCUAUCCUAACCCUACACAUCCUUUCAUUCAACCCUACCUUAGUGUUACUUUUCAUACUUCUAAAGCCUAAACGAUGUUGUGCUAUUAAAACAAUAACUUUUUUUCAGUAAACUCAGUGAACACAGCCUUAAAAUCGACCGGAAAGCAUGACCAAAACCUGUCGAUUGGAAUCCUAGACAUUUAUGGCUUUGAAAUCUUCGAAAACAAUGGCUUCGAGCAGUUCUGUAUCAACUUUGUCAACGAAAAACUUCAACAAAUCUUCAUUGAACUGACUCUGAAGGCAGAACAAGAGGAAUAUAUAAGUGAAGGCAUUCACUGGCAACCGGUCGAUUACUUUAACAACAAGAUUGUCUGUGACUUGAUUGAAGCCAAACGCCCUCCGGGCAUUAUGUGUCAUCUGGAUGACAUUUGCGCUCAGAUCCAUGGCCAAAGCGAAGGCUGUGACCAAAAGUUCCUGGUCAAGAUGAAUCAGAAUGUGGGUCAGAAUGCUCACUACAAGCCGGGGGCCAAUAGCUUUUUGAUCACACACUACGCUGGUGAUGUGAGGUAUGACAUUGAAGGGUUCUGCGACAAAAAUAGAGACGUACUCUAUCAGGACCUGAUUCAGUUGAUGCAGGGAAGCGAGAGGUAGGUAUUCGACUUGGGCGGGGUAAUUUGUUUUCUUGGGGGCGGGGUGGGUAAUAUGGUUUGGGCGGGGUAAUUUGGUUUUGGGCGAGUUAAUAUUUUUUGAAUUAUUGAUUUGGGUUUGGGGGUCGGCAGGUUGGUUUUGGGCUGGGUGUUAUUGUUUGGGCAGGGUAAUAUAGUUGGGAUGGGUUUUGGUUAUAGGCGGGGUAAUUUGGUUUGGGCAGGGAAAAUUUUUUCGGCAGGGUUAUUUUUCUUUUUGGGCGUGUUAAUUUGGCUUUACGCGGGGUAGUUUGGGUUUGGACGGGAUAAUUUGGUUUUGGGUGGGGGUAAAUUAAUUUUUGGGGUGAUUUUUUAACAAGAUUUAAAAAACAAGAUUCUGGUGGGAGGGGGGGGGGAUUAUUUUAUAAAAUUUUUUAUACUUAAAAACAAAUAAAAUUUGUUAUUUUAGUUUAAAACGAUAUAAAAUUUCUUCACUUUCAGCUCCUUCAUUCGCUCAAUGUUCCCAGAGAGUACGACAUUCGGAGCCAAGGCCAAGCCCUCAAGCGCAGCCACUAAGAUUCGAACUCAAGCCAAUCAUUUGGUGGAUUCGUUGAUGAAAUGCUCUCCACAUUAUGUUAGAUGCAUCAAACCUAACGAAAGGAAGAAGGCAUUGGAGUUUGAUGAGGAACGGUAAGUUUUUUAAAGAUAGGGAUGUGAUAAGCCUAGGCCGGUACUGGGAUACGUUAUAACUGAACCAUUGAUACGAUAAGGCUAGGGUAUAUAGAGUACAAUACGGUAAAUCUAAGGCACGUUAGACGAUACUACAAUAGAAAUACGGUACCGAGGUUACAGUAGGGCUAUUUUUUAUUACCAUACUUUAAUAAAAAGAUAUAAUACUACGGUAAGACGAAGGCGGGCUACAGUAAGGUUAGGGCGGGUUACAGUAAGGUUGUUUGGUUACGGUAGGGUAGGGUAGGAUAGUCUAGCUUACCUUACCUUACCUUACCCUACCUUACCUUACCUUACCUUACCUUACCUUACCUUACCUUAAUUUAUCUUACCUUAAUUUACCUUACCUUAGCCUAGCCUAGUCCAGGAACUAUAAUAACACCUUGAAUACGUUAUAAAAACAAUUUAAAAAUUCUUCCAGAGUUCGUCACCAAGUCCGUUACUUAGGCUUGAAAGAGAACGUUCGAGUCCGACGUGCCGGCUUUGCCUACCGUCGUCCCUUCGACAAAUUCCUCUGGCGUUAUGCCAUCCUAACCGAGGAGACAUGGCCCACCUACAAUGGCACGGUCCGAAACGGCUGUGAAGUGAUUUGUCGCAAAAUGGGCCUAGCCGAAGACCAAUUUCAGCUAGGCAAGACCAAGAUCUUUAUCAAGAACCCCGAGUCCCUGUUCAUGCUGGAAGAAGCCCGAGAACGGAAGUACGAUGCCUUCGCACGCGUGCUUCAGAAGGCCUUCAAGAAGUUCGUGGCGGCCAAACGGCUAGUCAAGCAGAAGGAAGAGGCUAGCCAGCUGGUCUAUGGCAAAAAGCAGCGACGGAGGAACUCGAUCAAUAGGAACUUUGUUGGAGAUUACAUUGGCAUCGAGAAUCGACCAGCUCUACAGGCAUUGGUCGGUCGAAGAGAGAGGAUCGACUUUGCUCACAGCAUGACUAAGCUUGAUCGAAGAUUCAAGGUGGGUGGAGUUUUGAAUUUGUUUUUGAAAACAUGAAAAAACUGGGUUUUAAGGAUUAAAAUGGAAAAAACUUUCUUUACAAAGCAUAAAAUGGCAAGAACUUUCCUUACAAGGUUCAAAAUGACCAAAAGUUUGUUAAGAAUACCAAGAAUGGCAAUCAUCGUAUAACUUGUCACCCGCAGUCUGCAGGACACAAAAUGGGCUUAUUUAACAACGGCAAAAACAUUGGCAAUAACUUUCUUUACGAUGCUUAAAAUGGCGAAAACUUUAUUUAUAAAUCAUAAAAUGGCAGAAACUUUUUUUACAAAUCAAAAACCUGCAAGAAUUUUCUUUACAAAACUUAAAAUGGCAAGAACUUUCUUUACAGAGCCUUCAAUCAUAACAAAUUUCUUUUUCAGAGCUCAAAAGUAGACGUCCUCCUGACCUCCAAGUACCUCUGGCUGAUUGGUCGUGACAUUGAGAAGAAGGGCGUGAACAAAGGCAAAGUAAUCGACGUGGUAAAGCGCCAAAUACCAUUGGAGAACAUCAAAGAGAUUGGCUUAUCAACCCUACAAGAUGAUUACCUAUUCCUUCAGGUUCAAGAUGAAUACACCAGCGUACUCGAGUCACCGUUAAAGACCGAGAUGUUAACCGCCAUGAACAAAAGGUACCGCGAAAGGGUACCAAACCGUGAUCUACCCCUAAAGUUCGCCAAUUCUCAUAUCGCUACGUUGAAGAAGCUCAAAUACAAUAUCAUCGGAUCUCCGGGAGUACGAGAGUUCAAGUUUCAAGAAGACAAUGCCACAUUGAAAGUGGCAACAGCGAGUGAAGGCAAGGUACUGACGAUAAGAGUACCACCAGGACUACCUGCCACCACGAAGCCUACGAAUCGACCGGUCUCGGUACAAAAGAGCACGUGGGCUUCGAGACAGUCGGCAGCGAGGGAUCAUCACCAUCCUAGUGUGCAGCAUCAUAAACCUACACAGCUGUUUAGAAGCGCCGUGGAGGAGCAACAACAAUAUCAAGGUAAGCAAGGGGUAUAUCAAGAUAGUCUAGCUCAAUGUCAAGGUAGCCUAGCUCAAUAUCAAGAUAGUCGUCUAGCACAAUAUUAAGAUAGUCUAGCUCAAUAUCAAGGUAUUCUAGCUCAAUAUCAAGGUAGUCUAGCUCAAUAUCAAGGUAGUCUAGCUUAAUAUCAAGGUUGUCUAGCUCAAUAUUAAGGUAGUCUAGCUCAAUAUCAAGGUAGUCUAGCUCAUUAUCAAGGUAGUCUAGCUCAAUAUCAAGGUUGUCUAGCUUAAUAUCAAGGUAGUCUAGCUCAAUAUCAAGGUUGUCUAGCUUAAUAUCAAGGUAGUCUAGCUCAAUAUCAAGGUUGUCUAGCUUAAUAUCAAGGUAGUCUAGCUCAAUAUCAAGGUUGUCUAGCUUAAUAUCAAGGUAGUCUAGCUCAAUAUCAAGGUUGUCUAGCUUAAUAUCAAGGUAGUCUAGCUCAAUAUCAAGGUAGUCUAACUCAAUAUCAAGGUAGUCCAGCUUAAAAUCAAAAUAACCAACCUCAAUGUUCAGGUAAUGCCACAGCUCAACAUCCAGCUAAUGGUAUCCCUCAACACCCAGCCAAUGUGCUUGCCCACGCCCUAAAUGCCGGCCAGAAGGUACAUCCAGUAGCGGAUGCCCCAAGGCCCGUUCCCAAGCCAAAACCCAUGGUAAAGCCAAGAGGACCCACGGUCAGAGCCAUGUAUCCGUACGAUGCUCAGGAUACUGAUGAGCUCUCGUUUUGUGAAGGGCAGAUUAUCGAGCUGGUCAAGAAGGGUAAGGAAUGGCAUUAAGGUUUUAGGGUAGAUAAGGUAAGGGUGGGUUAGGAUCAAUGGUAAGCUAUAGUAACAGAGGUUAUAUUGUUCAUUUUCAGAUGAUUCCGGUUGGUGGCAAGGCCGAAUCGGCCCAAGAAUGGGACUAUUUCCAGCAAAUUACGUUGAAGAACAAUAG